UUUAGUUGUGUGUGAAAUAGGGGAUGGAUGCCACUUGCCCGGGAGAGGCCGCAGACAUUCUUUUGAUGGACAGGACAGAUGUAGUGGAUGCCUAGGACCGCUCAAUUCGUGACAAAAUAUCACAUGUCUCGAUCCAGCAAGUCUUAUAAAACUCUUCCAAGGAACUUGUUUUGGUGCAGAAGUAGAAGACUUUGUAGAGGUGUGUCUGAUGAGACGAACACUAAGGAUUGUUUCCGCAACUGGAUCAGUGCUCCAGUGCAGAACAGCGAGCAGCGUUUCAAGUCGAAAGGUAGCCGAACGGCCAGUAGUUAGCUCUAACUUCCCUCCUCGGCACGCACCACAUACGAGUGCGUCCGUGGCACCGAAAAAGAAAAUUCUUCGUUCUGGUCUGUUGGUGGCCGCUAGUGCGUUAGCGGCGAUUGGACUCGGCAGUAUGUCGUCAUCUUCGAAUAGCGGCACGAGAACUGGUGGAUGGUGGGUGCCCUCCUCAGACGGUCAUCUAGAGGACGCUGAGCACAAGGUUCUAUCUGUGCUGAAGUCUGACGUGGAGGUGUCCUUUGUGGAACUGGACAAUGGUCAUCGUGUGCGCACAAUGGUUGUGAACCGUGGCCAGUUUCCCGACAAGGAGCCACUUGUUCUUGUGCAUGGCUUUGCAGCAGCCAUCGGCACCUGGGCUAAAAACAUUGACGAGCUAGCUGAGAAGAGAACAGUGUAUGCUCUAGACCAGGUUGGUUUCGGCCGUAGUGAUCGACCAGAGUUCAGUACCGAGCCGGACGAGGCAGAAGAGCAGUUUGUUGAGAAUCUAGAGCAAUGGCGAGCUAAGAUGGAGCUCGACUCGUUCAUCCUGCUCGGCCACAGCCUAGGUGGUUUCAUUUCACUCUCGUAUACCUUCAAGUAUCCUGGGUUCGUCAAGCAUCUAAUUCUGGCUGAUCCGUGGGGAAUGGCUGUGCGGCCUGUUGAGGGCACCGAAUUUGAGCGGACCUAUCCAAUCCGUUACAAGUUCUUUUCGUUCGUUGGCGCUCGGGUCAGCCCGCUUGGCAUUCUACGUGCAGCUGGCCCUUUCGGUCCUGGUUUGAUGCAACGCGCCCGUCCCGACUUGCAGCGCGUCUUCUCCGACUUGUACCCUGACACUACCAUGCUGGAGUACAUGUACCACUGCAAUGCCCAGCAGCCAAGCGGCGAGCUCGCCAUGAAGAGCCUGAUGAGCAAGAACAUGGGCUUUGCGACCAACCCAAUGCUAGAGCGCAUCGGCGACGUGCCCGACGGCCUCAAUGUCUCGUUCAUCUACGGCGAGCGAUCCUGGAACGACAGUGUACCGGGCGAGAAGACACGUGAGAUUCUAGGGAAGAGUCGUGUGGAUGUGACUGUUUUACCUGAUGCCAACCACCAUGUGUACGGAUUCGAUGGCUUCAAUCAAGUUGUAAACGAACACUGUCGCCAGGUUGAUGUGACACAGUCUGUGUCGCCACACCUGCCGACAUGUCAGUAGCCUGCCGAUUUUUGAGGCCUGUAAUGACCUGCUGACAAUUGACCUUCUCCUGCUGACAACAGCCAUGAAAGUAUCCAAGUUUGCCCUUGUGCUUGGUUUAGAAGUCAUGGUCCAGAUUUUUGGCUAUUACUGCUCAUCACGCGUGUUUCCAUAGCUCUCUCCUAAGGUGCUAAGCGAAUCAUCAGCUGCCUGGGGAAAAUCGGCAAACUCAGCCUGAGUCUCAUGCAAAGCCGUGAAAGGUUUUCUUAACAGUUUCGCGCCCGUGUGUGUCUGUGUAUCUGUGUAUUGGGGUUACUAUGAAGGAGGGGGGGGGGGGGGGGGUCCGGGGGCAAAGCCCCCGGAUGAUGCAUUUUUAUUUUUUCAUCCUACUGAUAUUUGGCUAUAAUGAUGUGGCAACACUGCACAGUCUUCGCUAUAGGUGACACGUCGUCUUACCAGUACUGGUACGUUUGCCUGUUAGUACUGCACGCAACUUACUGCCUCACUGGCCAGCCUUUCAUAUUGUGCUGCCUCAGCCCUGGUGCUAGUCACGUUCAUAAAAAUGUUUCCAUCCGUAUUAAUUUAUCACAGUAAUAUAGUACUCUUCUAUUAUCACAUCCAUGUGACUUGAAAUUUGAGAUCCGUAUUUCUUGUUGCUCGCCUGGCUGCAUGUUUGCCUGGUGGUCAAAAAUUAUGUUAUCCCGGCGAGCACUCUUUCUUAUUUGAUUCAUGAUGGUUUGGGUUGUUUCGUUGCCACACUCAGUAUUUAUUUUUAGGAUAGGGUGGUAGUGCGCUGCAGCUUUAGGUAGCCUUUCUAUUGUUAUUAUUCUGUCAUGUCUGCGUCCUGCUGCCACUGCUGGACCAAGGUGCUGGUCACCUUGUUCUUUGCUUUCUUUUUACGGUGCAUGUACUAGUACUCCUUUCUAGUCCUGUUUGUUAUCCGUGCGUGUUGAUAUUCUUUGUUUCUCAAAGUUCAUGUUGAGUCAGGAAAAAAUGAACCGUUUGUGUAAAUAAAUAUUAAUUAUGUCCAGUCCCUACGUGGACCAGGAGUCAAGUACAUGUAUACAGCUGAGCACUGUCGCUUGCAUUUUUUUGCACAUGCAAUGCAAAGUAUACUCUUGAGUCUUGAUGUUAUCCGACAACAACAGA
Messenger RNA from Sycon ciliatum, 2617 nucleotides. Its product is annotated as (Lyso)-N-acylphosphatidylethanolamine lipase-like. The record is from RefSeq and is a predicted model, not a curated record. Bases 209 to 1489 code for a protein of 426 amino acids. Lineage: Eukaryota; Metazoa; Porifera; Calcarea; Leucosolenida; Sycettidae. Gene Ontology annotation, cellular component: mitochondrion. Gene Ontology annotation, biological process: lipid homeostasis; phosphatidic acid biosynthetic process. The transcript has 4 exons. Gene Ontology annotation, molecular function: lysophosphatidic acid acyltransferase activity; carboxylic ester hydrolase activity.